Messenger RNA from Exophiala aquamarina CBS 119918, 399 nucleotides. Its product is annotated as histone H2A. Lineage: Eukaryota; Fungi; Ascomycota; Eurotiomycetes; Chaetothyriales; Herpotrichiellaceae. The transcript is spliced from 3 exons. The record is from RefSeq and is a predicted model, not a curated record. The coding region runs from base 1 to 399 and encodes 132 amino acids. Gene Ontology annotation, cellular component: nucleosome. Gene Ontology annotation, molecular function: structural constituent of chromatin; protein heterodimerization activity; DNA binding.
AUGACUGGCGGAAAAUCUGGCGGCAAAGCCUCUGGCUCCAAGAGCGCUCAAUCACGAUCCUCAAAGGCCGGUCUCGCAUUCCCUGUCGGUCGUGUCCAUCGUCUUUUGAGAAAGGGAAACUACGCUCAGCGUGUCGGUGCUGGUGCUCCAGUGUAUCUCGCCGCCGUUCUUGAGUACCUCGCGGCUGAAAUCCUCGAACUUGCUGGAAAUGCCGCUCGUGACAACAAGAAGACCCGUAUCAUCCCUCGUCAUCUGCAACUCGCCAUUCGAAACGACGAGGAAUUGAACAAGCUUCUCGGACACGUCACAAUCGCACAAGGUGGUGUUCUACCAAACAUUCACCAAAACCUUUUGCCCAAGAAGACUGCCAAGGGCAAGAACCCCAGCCAAGAGCUAUAG